GAAGCGUGAACUCUGACCCCAAUUAGCAUCCGCCUUGCUAUUCAACUCAAGUAGGAGGAAACGGUCGAGGUCAUAACAGUGAUCUUGAAGGAGUGGAAGCACCAACAUACACACUAAGUCAAGUGUAGACUGGAAGUUGACUUAUGACUUGAUUGUGUAGCUGGGGAAUGUGUUACGAUGUACUGGCAAUACAGAAAAUGAUCUAGCUACUUUUAAGUACCCUUUUGUGGGCAUUGACUGGCGUAUCCAACAUGGAGGUAUCAACAACCACGCCCACUCCAAACACUGAUCAUCAAAGGACAACUAUGCUGCCAUCUAUUGUCUUUCUCUCCAUAUUAAGCCUGGUUGGAUUGAUCGGGAAUUCCCUCAUUCUCUUCGUGUACUUUCGGAAAUUCCCAAGAACCUCGACAAAUGUCUUCAUCGUGGCCAUUGCUUGUUUCGAUUUGAUUAUCAAUGUGUUUAUUAUACCAGGGGAGUUAAUCUCGAUCCUACAUCACUGGGACACAAGUCCGAGAGUCUUCUGUAAGGUACUGAUGUAUUUCAGUGCCUUCACCUUUAUACUGUCGGCCAUGUCGUUGGUAGCAGUGGCCGUAGCUAGAUUUACUCAGAGUUUUAAGGAAGUAAAAAAAACAAUGACUAUUCGAGAUGCGAGGUUCUUAUGUUUAGUCAUUAUCGCUGCCGCCCUUGUCUUUGCGACUCCAUACGCCAUUGUGAAUGGCCACCACAAGAAAAUAUUGGAUAGUAUAGAUGUGUCAGAGUGCGGGGUGGAUGACGCUUUUGCAGCUGACUCCAUAUGGCCGCUCGCCAACGCCUCCUUUCUCAUCGUCCUCUUUCUCACCUGCUGCCUGCCUCUCCUGGUGCUCUACCUCCUCAUCUGCUGCAAGGUCUGGAUGAGCGAAGGUCGAGCAAAGGUCAAUGCAGCCGAGAGAAACAACACGGGCGAUGACCCCAGAGGCAGCCUCCCAGUUGUCAGUCCGAGGUCGAGGUCAUACAUCAAAAAGAAACCAGGACAUUCUGGACAAACGUCAGACGACACAGGCCAAUCAGGAGACAAGCUUGGUGCUCCAAAUCGUCUUGACGAGAAGGGUGAGGACAACGUCAUCGAAUAUCUCGAUGAAAGUAAAGAAGAUGCCAGAGAAGGAGGCAUCUACCAGGCUCGAAUGAUCAGAGCGCCAACGGGGGAAAAGGUCACUGUCAAUCUAUCUAUGGUCAGAGAGCUGACUGUCAAGCUGAAAGCAGUCCAAAAGCAAGUCCAGGAACGGCAAGCGAAAGAGAGUGAUCAGGAGACAGACAACGGCGACCAAGUUGACCACUCUUUAAAAGAAGAUGCCUUUAUAAAUAAUAACAACGGUAAACCUGAAAAGAUUAUUCCAACAACAAAACAAAGCACAAACGAGGAACCGGUGCAAAGUCAAAGUGACAUGAAAGAAAAUAAAGAUGAUUCAAAAGAUCAUCAAAAUGAUUUGAAAGAUCUACAAGAAAAUCACCAAAAAGAUCUACAAGACGGUCAUCAAAAAGGUCUACAAGGGGAUCUCCAAAGCAGGAGCGUAACAGAAGAUGCUAAUGAAACUGAUAAAAAGUUUAUCUCUCAAAGCAACUUAAAUGACAAUCAAAACAUGAGCCAAGAACAAACUAAUAACCAGAAUCUUGAACAAAAUCAAAACGAUGAUUUCACAGACAAAAACCAAGAUAAGAAAACAAGUGAAAGCUCUAAAUCUGAAACGGGUGAAAUAGAAAAGCAACAACCGGAAAAGCUAAAUCUGGACAUCCCAGUAGAAUCAGCCAAGGAAUCGGAAAACAAGCCUGACCCGAGUUCUCCCCUUCCCAGCGAUUUCGCCAAGGCCAUGCAAUGGGUGGACAUCACUUAUUGCCAGCAGCCCGAUCACAAGGUUUCGGAAGCAGACGAAGAAGGCUGCGGUGAUUCCUCAGUGGGUCUGAUGAAAAAAGGCUCCUUCAUGUCCUCGCGCAAGGUCUCGCGUGACAACAGCUUUCUCAGGAAACACCGCAAGCUGAGGGACGCAUUGACCGACACGCUGACCCGCGCCAGAAAGACAAAAAAAGACAGAGACGAUAAAAAUGGCAGCUGCAUCGACAUCAGCGAUAAGAACAACGACAGGAUCUCGGAGGACGUCAACGAUACGGAAAACGUCGACGACAGUCUCAACGCUGUGGAAACAGACGCCACGGUGUUCAACAAAAACGAGACCCACGCUGCAGACUCCUCCGUCGCUUUGGGUGACAACAAGCAAACGGAAAUUCCCAAAAACGAUGACUCCCAAGGAAGCGGAAAUGACGACGAUGGCCUUGAUAAGCGUGGGCUAGGUGCAACAACAUGGAUGCUCCUGAUUGCCAGCCUUAUUUUUAUCAUUGUUUCGCUUCCGUACCUGGCGUUGAAUUUUACCAUAUCUAAAUCCCCGAGUGCUUUUAGCUCCGCCACCGACACAGGCAAGUCUAUGUACAAUGUUUUCAUUCGAGCACACUUGCUGAACAGUGCUGUAAAGCCAAUCAUAUACACAAUCUGUAAUGCGAAGUUUAGGAGACACUGUGGGAGGAUUCAUAAACAUUCCUAAGUGUACGAGAGAAAGAGAGAUUUAGCAAGAGAAAGAGAAAGUGAGAGAGAAAGAAAGAAGUUCAUACCUCUUUCUAAUUGCCACAGAUAGAAAGUGAGAUAAAGAAAUUCUAAUUUCCAAAAUGAAAUUGAGAAAGAGAGAGAGAGAGAGAAAAAAAAAGAAUAAGGUUCAAACCGGUUUCUAACGUCAAAGAGAGAGAGAGAGAAAGGAAAAAAAGAUACUGCUUAUCACUAUUCUUCAAAUGUUUGUCACGCGGCCGUUGUAAGAGUUUCUCUGAUGUCUCUCUUUCAGAAGUCUUUGAGUGAAAUCUGCUUUCCUCAAUGCCGGGACAACCUGGCGCCUGAGUUGGUCGUUAGAGUGAACGACAAGCUAAGCUCAGACACUCAAUUACUAAGAGCUCUAAAAUGAAGCUUGCAAACGCUACAAGUGCAAAGGAAAAAAAUAUUAUGCAUGAUAGGGGGCACCAGAACUGGUACAUCAAUUAGUAUUUAAAGUAAGGACUUAAACAUAGCUGUUAUAUACAGCACCAUUGCUAACAUAGAAUUUAAAUUUAAAUAUUUUUUUCCCUUAAUCGAAUGUGAAAGUGGAAAACCAAGAGAGAGGAUAUUUGGGUUGUUUUUUUUUUGUUUGCUUUUUUUUUAUUUUUGCUAAGAUGGGUGAUGAUUUUACUUUUAAAUGUAUCUUUAUAGCAAACACUUUUUUUUAAAAAAAAGUUACAUUUUGUCAUGAUGUGUACACAUUUUUCCAGUUUCGUUAUCUGUUUCAAAAUUCCAUUUUUUUUUUAAAUUUCUUUUCUUAUCGUUAUAUAAGGCGGCCAACACCGGUCUGACGUCACGACCUGUGACGUGGCAACGAGCUAUUGGUCUAAACUGCCCACAGGUUGCGACGUUGCAGGUCAGUGUUCGGGCCUUCCAUAAGGAUUGGUCUCGCUCUAGUAGAGAUCGUUAAGGGCAUGUCAGCAUGAUCAGGGAAGGGAACAAAAAUGUAAAAAAAAAAGCGAGACAACCUCUUUAAUGCCUGGUCAGUCAUUCAUCACUCAAGUUACCCCCCCCCUUACAAUAAAAUGUAUAUAAAUUGUCAAUAUAGUCCUUGCUCGUAAAUAUAAUGAAAUUUUAAAUUAUUGUUAUUAUUAUUACUAUUCUUUAAAUUAUGACUAAAUUAAAAUACUUUUUGAAUUUGC
This is a messenger RNA of Biomphalaria glabrata, 3750 nucleotides long. RefSeq lists its product as uncharacterized. The coding region runs from base 252 to 2570 and encodes 772 amino acids. Lineage: Eukaryota; Metazoa; Mollusca; Gastropoda; Planorbidae. The record is from RefSeq and is a predicted model, not a curated record. Gene Ontology annotation, cellular component: membrane. Gene Ontology annotation, biological process: neuropeptide signaling pathway. Gene Ontology annotation, molecular function: neuropeptide receptor activity. The transcript is spliced from 4 exons.